UUCUUUGGUGCUCGCGUUUCUCCUCACUCACCCCAUUUUCUCUUUGCAGCUGCGAAGAGAUACAGAGAGAGAGACGCAGGUAGAGAUAGAAUCCCACUCUGUCUCUAUCUGUCGAAAUUAAUCUCCAAAAUCCAACAUCCUCCAUUUCCAAUCCUCUCUUUUUUCUCCGCCUCCAUCGUUUCUACCUCUUUCUCUCUCUAAAUCUACCUUUUUUCUUCUCUCAUCCCUCUCUGUUCCGUUCAACAAUCGGAUUGCAUCGCUGGAGUUAUGCAGGCAGAUCAGACGGUGAUAAGUUUGAGACCAGGUGGUGGCGGUGGCCUUCGUGGAAGCAGAUUUGUUACUCCUCGCUUCGAUUCCUCCUCCGCCGACUCUUCGUCUCUUCGUCCACAUGGCGGCGUUGCUUCAAUCCUCAAGACUGGCGAUCUACGGUUUGAAGGUCGUGAGCGAAUCCAAUACACCCGAGACCAGCUUCUUCAGCUUAGAGAGGUUGCAACAGUUCCCGAAGAUAUCUUGAAAGUCAAACUAGAAGUUGAGUCUGAGAUAGGUGGGGAGGAUCAAACAUGGAACCGUGCUGAAAGCAAUCCGCAAUCGCAAUCUCAAAGCCGUUACUUUGAGCCAGACAAUCGAGAUUGGCGUGGCCGAUCUGGGCAGGUUCCGGGCUCCACGGAGGAAGGCUCUUGGGAUGCAAAUAAGGAUUUGUCUGGACAAUCUGAGUCAAGGUUCCAAGACUCGAAUAAUAGAACUCAAGUUUCUGGUAACCAAGGGGUUGGUACACCUGCUCUUAUCAAGGCUGAAGUUCCUUGGUCAGUUAGAAGAGGUAAUAUCUCAGACAAGGAACGGGUUUUGAAGACAGUUAAAGGUAUACUUAAUAAAUUGACUCCGGAAAAGUUUGAUUUACUCAAAGGUCAACUGAUUGACUCUGGAAUUACAUCUGCUGAUAUUUUGAAGGAUGUCAUAUCACUUAUAUUUGAGAAGGCCGUGUUUGAGCCCACAUUUUGCCCUAUGUAUGCACUUCUGUGCUCUGAUCUUAACGAGAAGCUUCCUUCAUUUGCAUCUGAUGUGCCUGGAGAGAAAGAUGUCACUUUUAAACGAGUUCUCUUAAAUAUUUGCCAAGAGGCAUUUGAAGGUGCUGAUAACCUUAGGGCAGAAAUCAGGCAGAUGACUAGUCCUGAGCAGGAAAUGGAAAGAAGAGAUAAAGAAAGAAUGGUUAAGCUUCGAACUCUGGGAAACAUUCGCCUGAUAGGUGAGCUUCUAAAACAGAAGAUGGUACCUGAAAAGAUUGUUCACCAUAUUGUUCUGGAGCUUUUGGGGCCUGACCCCAAGAUAUGCCCUGCUGAGGAGAAUGUUGAGGCUAUUAGUCAGUUUUUUAACACGAUAGGUAAGCAACUGGAUGAGAGCCCAAAAUCUCGGCGGGUCAAUGAUUUAUAUUUCAGCCGGUUGAAGGAGCUCACUGCAAACACCCAACUAGCACCUAGGUUGAGAUUUAUGGUCCGUGAUGUUCUUGAUUUACGGGCCAAUAGCUGGGUUCCUAGACGUGAAGAGGUGAAAGCAAAAACCAUCACUGAAAUUCAUACAGAGGCUGAAAAGAAUCUAGGGCUUCGUCCAGGUUCAGUUGCAAUGAUGAGAAAUGGCCGUAAUGCCGAGGCACUUGGGGGAUUAAGCCCUGGUGGUUUUCCUGUUGCCCGACCUGGCUUUGGAGGUAUGAUGCCUGGAAUGCCUGGAGGGAGGAAAAUGCCUGGUAUGCCUGGAUUUGAGUCGGACAAUUGGGAAGUUCCUAGAUCUCGAUCAAUGCCAAGGGGCGAGAGUGGAGGUCAUACUCAGGCUUCUGCACGUGUCCAAUCAUCACUAAUGGGCAAAUCACCUUCCAUUAAUUCAAAAUAUUUACCUCAGGGAAGUGGUGGUGUAAUUACAGGGAAAACAAGUGCUUUCCUACAAGGUAGUGCUGCGGCAUCUCCUGCCCGACCACCAAGUUCCAUGCCUGUUGCUCUCAGCCCUAAACCAGUUGCUCCAGUUGCACCUGUCGUAUCUUCUCCUCAGAAGCCUGCCGCUCCUGCUGCAUCCAACGUAGCUGAACUUCAAAAGAAAACCGUUUCGCUGCUUGAGGAGUACUUCAGUGUACGGAUUCUUUAUGAAGCCCUACAGUGUGUAGAGGAGCUGAAAUCCCCAGCUUAUCAUCCUGAGGUUGUUAAAAAAUCCCUUACCAUAGCACUUGAGAAGAUUCCGCCACGCGUAGACCCAGUCGUUGAGCUUCUUGAGUACUUGCUUCGCAAGAAUGUCUUGACUCCAAAGGAUAUAGGUACUGGGUGCUAUCUAUAUGGGUCACAGAUGGAUGAUAUUGGCAUCGAUCUGCCAAAAGCGCCAAACAAUUUCGGUGAGAUUCUCGGGAAGUUGAUUUUGAUCGGGGGUCUGGAUUUCACAGUUGUGAAGGAGAUUCUCGAGAAGCUGGAAGAUGACUACUUCCAGAAAUCCAUAUUUGAUGGUGCUAUGAAGACCCUCAAAUCUAGUCCUUCUGGAGAAGGAGUUCUCGCAACUCAAAGCGAUGAGGUCCAGGCAUGUGAAACUUUACUUGCGUGAAUUGAGUCAUGUGGGAUUGAUUUCCCAUUACGUUUUUGAUCAAAACAAAUUUUCAUUUCAUGUUUUACGUUCCGAUCGCAAAAAGACAAAUAACUGAUCAUUUAUAUUGAGUUGUAUAUUUCUUUUUUUUUUCUCCUUUUUUUUGGGGUUGGGGGGGUUCUAUCAAGUAUCAACUUUGUUGAGUAAUUAGGAGCAAAAUUUCUUGCAUUUCUCUCGUCCACUCAUCGAAGACUUCUCGGGUGGCUUGAGAAUAACAGGAAUUGAUGAUAUGGGUCCAGUUGUUACAUUAGAUUUUGAAUUUAUAUGAUGUAUCCAAUACAUUGCUUGUUGUACUUUAAGCCCUUAUGCGGCCCCUGAGUUUUUCUUCUCAAUAAUGUCUGUUUGUCUUUCCCCAA
Cucumis sativus (cucumber) is the source of this 2969-nucleotide messenger RNA. RefSeq names its product eukaryotic translation initiation factor. NCBI's taxonomy places the organism in Eukaryota, Viridiplantae, Streptophyta, Magnoliopsida, Cucurbitales, Cucurbitaceae. The record is from RefSeq and is a predicted model, not a curated record. The coding region runs from base 268 to 2574 and encodes 768 amino acids. Gene Ontology annotation, cellular component: eukaryotic translation initiation factor 4F complex. The transcript is spliced from 9 exons. Gene Ontology annotation, molecular function: protein binding; translation initiation factor activity; mRNA binding.